Molecule: messenger RNA, 2225 nt
Organism: Planococcus citri (citrus mealybug)
Lineage: Eukaryota; Metazoa; Arthropoda; Insecta; Hemiptera; Pseudococcidae
Product: sialin-like
Exons: 11
Coding region: 508-1977 (489 amino acids)
Biological process (GO): transmembrane transport; monoatomic anion transport
Cellular component (GO): membrane
Molecular function (GO): transmembrane transporter activity
Source: RefSeq, a predicted model, not a curated record
UCUAAAAUUCAUCCAAUAGGUACCUACUACCUACUCCAAUUGGCAAAACCCGUGGAACUCAGAAACUGACCAUAAACUAUUCACCAUUUCACCCACAAAAAAUGAAUCUUUACUUGGAAGCACCUUCAUCUCCUAAAUUCUCAGAAGAAAUUAAGUAUAAUCACCCGCCUCAGCCUAACCAAAGCACCUAAACCCACUUGUCAAUCGCCCAUCCUUAAACAUUUCAGACUUUGACUCUAAUUCCUGACAACAUCAAACAGAUGGAAAACAUUCUUAGAUUCAUCAAAGGAAUAAAAAAUAAUAAUGAUAAGAAUAAUUACUACAUUCUGUGAUGCUACAUACGUAUUAAAUUAGUCUUUGGUUCUUUUUAUCUACUCACAAAGUUCAGUAAAUAUGUCAGAUAAGCAUCGCCCGAAUAAAUAAAUUAAAUCGUGGAAGCUACGCUGAUAUAUAGGUACAUGAUACACACAGUUACAAGAGGACUUCAUCUCACCCACACUGCACAAAAUGACUUUAAUCCGAGAAAAUGAGCAAUCAAGGAAAUCCACAGAAAACCUAGAACCCACCAAGAAAUUGUUAGCAAUAAAUCACGAUGAAAGCGUAAAUCAACCAAAACCAGUGGAAAAAUAUCACCUUUGGUCUUCAAAACGAUUUCUAAUGCUCGUUUUACUAUUCUGGGGAUAUCUACUCACAGUAGCAUUGAAACUCAGCAUAAACAUAAUUGUUGUCGAGAUGACAACGAGAAAAAACAUCACCAUCGACAAUCAAAUCAUUGAAAAAGCGGCUGAUUUUGACUGGGAUUCGAAAACCAUCGGAUUAGUUCAAGCAUCUACUAAUUAUGGCUUAUUGUUCUCCGCAUUUGGAGGAUAUUUGGCAACCAAGUUCGGAGGAUCUGUUACUUAUGGGAUCGUAAUAGCAUUGGAGUCUCUAUUAACUAUUCUCAGCCCUAUGUUUAUUAAAUGGAAUUUUUACGCUUUCAUUGGAUGCUGUAGUAUGGUUGGUUUAUUCGAUGGCUUCUCUUUUGCCAGCACAGGUGAAAUAUUCUCACGUUGGGUACCGCAGCAAGAAAGAUCAACAUUCAUGUCAGUCAUUCUUUGCGGAGCAUACAUCGCAGUCGCUGUGUCAUACCCUGUGUUUGGAAACAUUGCCUAUUACUGGGGAUGGAAAAUGGCAUUUUUUGCCGCAGGAGGAAGUACUUUUAUUUGGUCGAUUAUAUGGUUGAUCAUUGUAAGAAACGAACCAUCCCAAGACAAGUUUAUAUCAAAAGAAGAAAAGUGGUACAUUAUAAGUGAGACUGAAAGCAAACACAGAAAAGAGAUCGUCCAUCCUUACUGGGAAAUCAUCACUUCGCCAGCAGUUACAGCAAUGUGUAUAGGAAAAAUGACCUAUAGUUGGGGAUACUUCUUAAUAAGUGGAUGUCUUCCAUUAUACGUCAAAGAUGUACUACAGACAGAAGUAAAUGAAGUGGGAAUUAUUUCAUCUGUGCCCAAUUUUGCUUGCAUAUUCAUGAUACCUUUAGCCGGAGCAAUAAUGGACUAUUUGCAGAAUAAAACCAAAUUAAAAUCAAAUCAAAUACAUAAAAUUAUGAUGACAUUCGGAUUCACCUCUUCGAGUAUUCUUCUUAUCGUAGCUGCCUUCUUUUGCAAUUUUGCAAUAUCAAUGGCGUGCUUUGUACUGGUUAAAAUCAUUCUAUCGUUCAAUUUUUUCAUCUUACAAUUACUUUGUAUUUACUUAGCACCCAAACAUUCCGGCAUUAUAAUGGGAAUAUCUGCAUUUUGGUACAUCAUUAGUCAAAUUUUAAUGCCCUUUGCAGUGGGAUUCAUUGUAGCGAACCAUACGCUUCAAGAAUGGAACAUAUGUUUUCUGCUAAGUGCAGGGGUUCUGAUGCUUGGAGCUAUCGUGUACCUGAUUUAUGGUUCCAGCGAAAUUCAACCGUGGGCUGUGGAUAAAGAUUCGGGCGAUGAAGAUAAAAAAUGAUACAGAAUUGUUACCUCACUAAAAUAAAUUUGUCUUGAAGAUGGAUUGGAUGAAACACGAAUUAAAAUAAUUUCCUCAGCCACACAUCUUUCUUGAGCCUAUUAAAUCAUCUGUCAGUUCGUCACUAAAUUUAUCAGUCACCUAGGCUUUGUAAAAUUUGCACUUUAUGUCUGUGAUUAUAAUAACAAAACAAAGCAAUCUUUGUGUAAUGAAUUACGUUCGUUUACCUAAUAAAUCAUGCCUUCAGA